Trematomus bernacchii (emerald rockcod) is the source of this 2317-nucleotide messenger RNA. RefSeq names its product calcium-binding mitochondrial carrier protein Aralar1-like. Bases 195 to 2237 code for a protein of 680 amino acids. Gene Ontology annotation, molecular function: calcium ion binding; L-aspartate transmembrane transporter activity; L-glutamate transmembrane transporter activity. The record is from RefSeq and is a predicted model, not a curated record. Lineage: Eukaryota; Metazoa; Chordata; Actinopteri; Perciformes; Nototheniidae. Gene Ontology annotation, biological process: aspartate transmembrane transport; malate-aspartate shuttle; L-glutamate transmembrane transport. The transcript has 18 exons.
UGCUGCCUCUCUGUCCGGAGCAUCGCGUCUCGCGUUGGCUCCUCGUCCGACACACCGCCCUGCAGACAGAAAAGGACAAUACUCUGCUAAAUAUAUAUUUGGUGUCUUAGACCACGGCGGUCCCGUGUCAUGCUCGCUGUCAUCCUCGAGCCCAGCGCCUGAGCUAGUUCACUGCAGCUGACGUCACUCCCAGCAUGGCGGUCAAGGUGCAAUCAACAAAAAGGGCAGACCCCCAUGACUUGAAGGCUAUUUUUCUGAAGUAUGCCAGUGUGCUGGAGGAUGGAGAGCAUUACAUGACCCCCGGGGACUUUGUACAGAAGUACCUGGGUCUGCAUGCACAACCUCAGCAUAAUCCCAAAACUGUGGAACUGAUAGCUGGAGUUGCUGACACUACGAAAGAUGGACUGAUCUCUUUCCAGGAGUUUCUGGCCUUUGAAUCAGUUCUGUGUGCCCCGGAUGCUCUGUUCAUAGUUGCCUUUCAGUUGUUUGACAAGACGGGCACAGGCGACAUCUCUUUUGAAAAUGUACGUGACAUCUUCAGCCAGACCACAGUUCAUCACCACAUUACCUUCAACUGGGACUGUGAGUUCAUCAAGCUUCACUUUGGCCAUGAAAGGAAAAAGAGACUCAGCUACUCAGAGUUCACCCAGUUUCUGCAGGAGCUGCAGUUGGAGCAUGCCCGCCAGGCGUUUUCACAAAAAGACAAGAACAAAAGUGGCACCAUUACUGCUUUGGACUUCAGCGACAUCAUGGCCACCAUCAGACACCACAUGCUGACUCCAUUUGUAGAGGAGAACCUGGUUUCAGCUGCAGGAGGCAGCACCUCCCACAUGGUGAGCUUCUCCUACUUCAAUGCCUUCAACGCCCUCCUCAACAACAUGGAGCUGAUUCGCAAGAUUUACAGCACCCUCGCCGGCACUCACAGAGACACACAUGUUACCAAAGAGGAGUUUGUUCAUGCUGCCAAUAAGUUUGGUCAAAUCACUCCGAUGGAGAUUGCCAUCCUGUAUCAGCUCGCUGGUCUCCACACUCACUCCGGGCGGCUGAACCAUGCAGACAUCGAGAGGAUAGCCCCGUUGGAGGAAGGAGACAUGCCUUACCACCUAGCAGAGACCCAGAGACAGCACCCUCGCGAAACGUCUCGGCCCAUCUGGCUCCAGGCUGCAGAGUCUGCCUACAGGUUUUCUCUGGGCUCAAUCGCUGGAGCGACCGGUGCCACGGCUGUGUACCCCAUCGACCUGGUGAAGACGCGCAUGCAGAACCAGCGCUCCACAGGCUCCUUCGUAGGAGAGCUGAUGUACAAGAACAGCUUCGACUGCGCAAAGAAAGUGCUCCGCUACGAGGGCUUCUUCGGAUUCUACAGAGGUCUGCUCCCGCAGCUCAUCGGCGUUGCCCCGGAGAAAGCUAUCAAACUCACGAUGAAUGAUUUUAUCAGAGACAAGUUCACCACAGACGAUAAUUCCAUCGUUCUGCCUGCAGAGAUUCUCGCUGGUGGAUGUGCUGGAGCUUCCCAGGUGAUUUUCACCAAUCCUCUGGAGAUCGUUAAGAUCCGUCUGCAGGUGGCUGGAGAGAUCACCACGGGCCCCAGGGUCGGAGCCAUGACUGUUGUGAGAGACCUGGGCUUCUUUGGCCUCUACAAGGGAGCCAAAGCAUGCUUCCUGCGUGACAUCCCCUUCUCCGCCAUCUACUUUCCUGUUUAUGCCCACACCAAGGCGAUGCUGGCAGAUGAGGACGGAAGCCUUGGGGCUCUCCAGCUGCUCACUGCUGGAGCCAUCGCAGGUAUCCCGGCGGCUUCGCUGGUGACCCCUGCUGAUGUCAUCAAGACCAGGCUCCAGGUGGCGGCCCGAGCCGGCCAGACGUCCUACAGCGGGGUGAUCGACUGCUUCAGGAAGAUCCUCAAGGAGGAAGGUUUCAAGGCGUUUUGGAAGGGCACAGGAGCUCGAGUCUGCAGAUCUUCACCGCAGUUUGGUGUAACCCUGGUGACCUACGAACUGUUACAGAGAUGGCUCGAUGUGGACUUUGGAGGACAUCGCCCUGCCGGCUCUGAGCCCACUCACAAACCGACAGUCCCCGACCUCCCCUCGGUGACGGCGGACCACGUGGGCGGCUACCAUCUGGCUGCUGCAACCUUUGCCGGCGUGGAGAGGAAGUUUGGUCUGCACCUGCCCAAGUUCAAGCCUUCUGGAGAGGAGACAAUCAAACCAGCGGUGCCUGUAACGGAGCCGGAAGCUUCAUAAAGCUCACCGUGGUUAGGUUUACUUUAGGUUUUCCCUCAAAUGAUUUUAUUGAGCCACGUUCUAAUGCAAUUGAGCGAUUG